Camellia sinensis is the source of this 1565-nucleotide messenger RNA. RefSeq names its product growth-regulating factor 7 (gene GRF7). Gene Ontology annotation, cellular component: nucleus. Lineage: Eukaryota; Viridiplantae; Streptophyta; Magnoliopsida; Ericales; Theaceae. Gene Ontology annotation, molecular function: ATP binding. Gene Ontology annotation, biological process: DNA-templated transcription; regulation of DNA-templated transcription; developmental process. The record is from RefSeq and is a predicted model, not a curated record.
AGGAUGCUGAUGAUGAUGUUGGAGCAACCUCAGCCGCUGCUGCUGCUAGCGGCGGUGCAGUUGUAAGGACUUUACAGUCUUUUCACAUCCACACACCCACUACCAUAGUCUUAUCUCCUCCAUCACCGCCUUCAUAUCCCCAGGCAAAACUAUUUUCCUUUACUUUCAAAGUCAAUCCAAAUCCAAAAACAAAAACAAACAAAAAUCACCAUAUGUGUCUUUCUCUCUCUGAUAUUGUUUUGUACUAAUGAUAAAGAAAGGAAAAUGAGACAAUGAGAGAGGAAGAGAGAGAGAGAAGUAGCGUGGGAAAGUAGUUUGGAGAUAAUAGAACAGGUAUGGCACCAGCAGCUUUGGGGUUUCCUUUUACAACAGCUCAGUUGAAGGAGCUUGAGAGACAAGCCACGAUCUAUAAAUUAAUGAUGGCUUCUCUUCCUGUCCCUCCUCAUCUUCUUCUACCCAUUACUCCUAAUUCCUCCCACUUGGAUUUGCAAUUCUGCAACAACCAUAAUACUAAUAAGGAUGGUGCAGAGCCAGGGAGGUGCAAGAGAACUGAUGGGAAGAAAUGGAGGUGUUCGAGAAAUGUGGUGGCUCCUCAGCAUAAGUACUGCGAGCGACACAUGCACAAAAGCCGCACCUCCCGUUCAAGAAAGCCUGUGGAACUUCACCAGAACCACCACCACACCACCGCCAACGCCAAGACAACUCGUGUUCUUCACCACCAGACUCUUUCACCUCAUGAGGUUCUCGGAUCUACCAUUCAACCUCCAAUUCCUAACAGGGGAUUGGACUGGAUGCUCGCAAUGGAUAGGUCGAAGCAGCAACAAUGGCAGCAGCAAUUGUUACAGCAGACAAAUAUAACCUCUGUUUUCAAUCAAGAUUGCAUCGACGAGUCUCUGAAUCUGAUUCCCUUUGCCGAUGAGUGCAAUUUGUUUCUCAACCCUGAUCUGGAGACUCCUAGGGGUUUCAUUGAUGCUUGGUCAAAUGAAGAUCCCAACAGUGCUAACAACAACAACGAGUCCUCUGUUUCUUUACGUGGGAACCUCUCGCCUUCUUCUCUCACUCUGUCGAUGUCCACGGCGGCGGCGGGCGGCGGCGACGCCCUCACCGGCGAAAUGGGUGGUCAGAUCCAAAUGGGUUUAGGCAUUAGAGAUUCAGAUCACCAUGAAGCCCAAGUUUCAAGUUGGCUGAGUUCUGUUUCUUGGGAGGGUUCCACACCUGGUGGACCGCUAGCCGAGGUCUUGAGACCGAGCAGCGCCGCCGUGAGAACUCCGGCGACUAGGGUCUCAUCUCCAUCGGCGGCGACACCGGAAAUCAUGCCUUUUCAAUGGCUGAGCUGAAUUUAGAGCAAUUAGGAUCUUGUUGAAAGUUGAUUUUGUUUAUGUUGGAUGGUUCUUUAGUUUUUCUCAGGUGAUCACAUUUUGUUUCUUGUUUAUCUUACUCUGAGUCCAAACUAAGCUUUUUACAGUUUCAAUUGUCAAUACAUUAAUACAGACAUUCCUAUGAAAAUGUUUAAUACAGUGUGUUGUUGACCAUGGGUUUAAUUGGGAAGGUCCUGUUUUUUUCAA